Molecule: messenger RNA, 1877 nt
Organism: Capra hircus (goat)
Lineage: Eukaryota; Metazoa; Chordata; Mammalia; Artiodactyla; Bovidae
Product: glutathione S-transferase omega-1
Exons: 6
Coding region: 376-1098 (240 amino acids)
Biological process (GO): L-ascorbic acid metabolic process; glutathione metabolic process
Cellular component (GO): cytoplasm
Molecular function (GO): glutathione transferase activity; glutathione dehydrogenase (ascorbate) activity
Source: RefSeq, a predicted model, not a curated record
AAGGUGAGGAGGCAAAUCUUGCUACUGCUCCCAGAGUAAAUGGCAGGUAGAUGACAGAAGGUGGGAAAGAAGUGUGAACUCUAGGAAAGAGAUACUGAUCUGGGCUGGAAUCAGCCAUGACCUGAGAUGCCGAACCUGCCCUGUGCUAGAGCAAAGGAGAAACUGAAUAAAAUCAAAUUGAAGAAGCAGUAGAAAAGCAUUUCUCUCUGCAGUCUGGGUUUUAGAUGAAAAUGGAGGUCUCUAACUGGGUUUCUGGGGAAUACCUCUGGCUGGUAUUAAGGUGGAGAUGCCGUGACCUCUGCGCCGUGCAGAUCACAGGAAGCGGAAUGCUCUUUCUUCCUUAGUCUGGAAGGUGAAAGACAGGCUGUCCCAGAAAUGGACUCGGAGGGACAAUUGAGGAAAAUGGGAAGCGCGCCCCCGGGGCCCGUCCCCGAGGGCCUGAUCCGUGUCUACAGCAUGAGGUUCUGUCCUUACGCCAAGAGGACGCUCCUGGUCCUGAGGGCCAAGGGAAUCCGGCAUGAAGUCAUCAACAUCAACCUGAAAAAUAAGCCUGAGUGGUUUUUCAAGAAGAAUCCCUUAGGCCUAGUGCCGGUUCUGGAAACCAGUCUGGGUCAGUUGAUCUAUGAAUCUGCCAUCACUUGUGAGUACCUGGAUGAAGCAUAUCCAGAGAAGAAGCUGUUGCCAGGCGACCCCUAUGAGAAGGCUUGCCAAAAGAUGGUCUUUGAGUCCUUUUCUAAGGUACCAUCUUUGAUGGUAAGCUUUCUUAGGAAGCAAAAUAAGGAAGAUUGCUCUGACCUAAAAGAAGAACUGUAUAAAGAAUUCAGCAAGCUGGAGGAGGUUCUGACUAAUAAGAAGACAACCUUCUUUGGUGGCAAUUCUCUUUCUAUGAUUGAUUGCCUCAUCUGGCCCUGGUUUGAAUGGCUAGAAGCCUUGGAGUUAAAUGAGUAUGUAGACCAUACUCCAAAUCUAAAGCUCUGGAUGGCAUCCAUGAAGAAUGAUCCCAUAGUAUCAUCUCUCGCCACCGAUGUGAAGACCCUUCGAGGUUUCUUCAACCUCUACUUGCAGAACAGCCCCGAGGCCUGUGACUAUGGUCUCUGAUGGAGACAAGAGUCAGCAAUGAAGACACAGCUGAUGCUUUGCUUCACUAAUAUGAAUAAUACCAUGCUUUUAUCUUACCAAGUGUUCUCAUGUCUUACUGGAUCACCUUCUCUGAUUUGACAUCAAAUUUGGCUAUACUGUGGGCUUUCCUUAAGACUCUCCUGCAGAAAUAUAAACAUACUUCCUGUCUCAGAAUGCUCAAAUGACUAACGGCUAUCACAGUCCAUGCUGAUAGACUGGAUGAUAAACUACUUAUUCUUAUAGCUGAUCAUGAGCUGGCCUCAGACUGUCCCUGUGCUUGCCUCUCAUAGCUGAUCUCUUGUUCACAUCAUUAUGAUUGCUUAAUUAGAUCUUCAAAGUUUUCUGACCUUACGGCUUCUGCAUAUGCCUUUCCCCUGCUUGGAAUCCUCUCCCUUUUCCUUGUCACAAAGCUCAUCCUUUAAGUAUUGCUAUGAAUUGAAUUUUGUCCCUCAAAAUUUGUAGCUUGAUGUCCCCACUCUCAGUAUCUCAGAAUGUGACUGUAUUUGGAAGCAGGGUCUUUCCUAAAUGAAAUGAAGUAAUUUAAUGUGGCCCUACUCCAGUAUGAUUAGUAUCCUUAUAAAAUGGGAAAUUAAGAGGCAGAUAUACACAGAAGGAGAACACCAUGUGAACACGAGGACAGUUAUUCACAAUCUGGAAUACAUUCUCCAUCAUAGCUCAGCAGGAAUCAAUCCUACUGACACUUGAUCUCAUACUUCUGGCCUCCAGAACUGAGGCAAUAAAUUUCUGUGUUUAAGCCA